Pelagomonas calceolata is the source of this 1093-nucleotide messenger RNA. The record is from the annotation of a GenBank genome assembly. NCBI's taxonomy places the organism in Eukaryota, Pelagophyceae, Pelagomonadales, Pelagomonadaceae.
GCUGUUGGCAAAAAAUACAGCGUGGAUGCGCGUGUAGUCGGCUAUAACCUAGGGUUACGUGGCUGAAGCACUGUUACCGCUCUUACCACGCGUAGCACAUUUCGUCACCAGUUCUCCGGCUGCGGUAGGAGCUGCGCAAGGGAGCGAAGCAGUAGCUGGAAACAGCCGCUGCUCGCGCCGCCCGUCCCAGCAAGACGGGUAAGAAAAACAAGCCCAAGCGGCCCGCGCCGUCGCCGGAGGUCGCCGGCGGCGAGCCGGCGAGCCCCGGGUCGCGCCUCGACGCGGCGAGCGCCGCGGCGCCCGCGAUGGCCGCGCCCCAAACCGAGGCGGCCCUGCCCGACGUGGUUGCGUCACCACCACCGCCCCCGGUGAGCCAGAGCCCCAAGUACCCGGCCAUGAUGCAGAGCGGCGGCGCGACGCUCGCGGUGGUGGACGAUCCCAACCAGCCCGCGCCGGCCCCUACAAACGACCUGGGCCCCCUCGCGCCGCCGCCGUUCCUCGUGCCUCCUUCCGUACAGUCGGCGCAGGACGUGGAACGGAAGGUCGAGUCCUUCGACGCCGCAUUUGCUCCCCUCAGAAAUUUGACGGCCGAUGAUGUGGUGGUCGGCUGCUCGGCGCACGGCGCGGACUUCAUGGGCGAGUCGCGGGAUCACUUAAGGAGGUUCAAGGCCCACGCGGCGAACGUGGACCUGAGCCAGGGCGCGGCGGGCGUCGCGGCGUCGCUCGAGGCCGGCGAGCUCGCGAACCUGCCGCUCGCGGGCGCCAAGGGCGCCGUGGGCCUGUCGUUGUACUCGACGGCCACCGUGGCGCGCUUCGCGCCGGCCGUGGCGCGCGCCAUCGGCGCGAAGCUCGAGGAGUGGCGCGUGGCCGACAAGUAUGUGGUGGUCAAAACCGUCGUCGUCGAGCAGGCCAAGAAGGGGUUCUCCCUCGUGGCGAGCGGCGCGCGGAAGGGCUGGGCCUUCGUCAAGGGCAAGGUCGACGAGGCGCGCGGGACGCCGCCGCUCCCCGUCGCCGAGGCGCCCGAGAAGGCGUAGGAUAUUCCCCCCCGUCCCCGUCCCCCCUAUCCCUCCCGUUCUAACGUACGAAGAAGAUU